Molecule: messenger RNA, 1912 nt
Organism: Pogona vitticeps (central bearded dragon)
Lineage: Eukaryota; Metazoa; Chordata; Lepidosauria; Squamata; Agamidae
Gene: PHF11
Product: PHD finger protein 11
Cellular component (GO): nucleus
Source: RefSeq, a predicted model, not a curated record
CUGGCGCUUGGACUUCCUUACUCCGCGCGUUCCAGCGGGACAAACGGCAGGCGGAGCGUCUGUCCGCCGCUUCCCUACCACGCAGGCGCAGUAAGCACGGCGCGGGAGUUGCUCCUUGCUUGAGGAGCGGAGUCUGCGGCUGGCUAGGCGUCUGCUUCCAGUAAACGGUUACUCUCCUUAGCUGACUUCAUAAUGGCAAAAAUGAUCAGAAGAAAGUGUGCAUUUUGUCCAGAAGAUGAAGAAUGUGCAAUUAUGUAUGUUGCUAAAGAACAGAACCUUGCGGCUCAUCAGGACUGUUUGUUAUAUUCCUCUGGACUUAUGGAAUCUGAAGAAUAUAGUCCUGACAAUGUUGAUAUAAGGUUUGAUGUGACUUCAGUUCUGAGUGAAAUAAAGAGAGGAAAAAGGCUGAUAUGCAAUUUCUGUCGCAAGAAAGGAGCCACUGUUGGCUGUGAGAUAAAAACCUGUCGCAGAAGUUACCAUUAUUUCUGUGCAUUGUGUGAUGAUGCUGCAGUAGAAACAGAUGAAAUUAAAGGCAUUUACCGAAUGUUUUGUCCAAACCAUGACCCAGUCAAUAAGAAAAAUUUUAAUGAUGAAGACAAUAAGAGAAGCAAGCCCCAAAUCCUAAUGAAACCUUCCUCUGCUAGAAACAAAAUGAGUAAAAAAGACAACAUUUCAGAAGGAAACUUAAAAGUCCUCAGGGAAAAACAGGACCGACAUAAAGUAAGAACAGAUUUUGUAAGGAAGUGUAAACAGGCUGGACUUCUUGAUGAAAUCUUUGAAGAAAUGCUAGACACUCUUCAUCUGGCACAAGAAAAGCUGAUGGAUGACAAUACCUCUGAAGCAGAAUAUGAAGAAACAGUAAUAUCACUUUUUGACUGCGGCAUCUUUGAAAAUAUACUUACAGCUAUUCAUUCUGGAACAGAAGAAAAAAUUCAAGAGCUAAUCAAUAAAAGGAAAAGACUAGAUACUCAGAUUGAGCUUCUGAAAGAUUUGAAAGUACUUCUUCCUACUCAGGAAGACACAGCUAGUGCAUCUAACAGUCUCUCAGAAUAAGGAUCAUCUUUCUAUAAUACUGUACAUGUCUCAGAUUUCUCCCACCUGUUUUUUGCACAAAAUUAACUUUGCAGUAGAAACACUUGAUUCUGAACAUCAAUGCUUGUGAUGGAUCCUUGUGAUGGAUGAAAGGGUUUUUUAGCAUCAUGGCUAUAACAUCCUUCCAUCUGUACCAGAAUCAUAAGAAAAACUUAACCAAUUCCCAUAGUCUUUGUGGCUUCACCUACAGAAAAUACUGUUGACAAACUACUUCCUACACCCCAGUGCAGGGGAUGGUUUUCUAGAAACCCAACUUUGCAUUUGAAUCCCUACAAAAUCCUCAGACUGUGGAAGUUUACAAAUUCCAACCACAUGUGUUACAUUUUAAACAACUAGAUAUCAAUUUCUUUCAGACACCUUUCAGAUUUUAACAUAUAAACAGGGAUGCUCUAAUUUUCCAAUGAGAAAGAGGUGAUAAUCCUAUUCAUAAUGUCAGAGCAUAACACUCUGCAGGUGUAGUGCCCUGCCAUUUUCAAACAAUUGUUGAGUUGCUAUUAGAGAAGCUGGGUCUGGCCCCAUUGGAAGAGACCCCCCCUCAUGCCAUUGACUUGUUUCGGAAACUGCAUCUGCAGUGGGGCCACUCACACAAAAAGUUAUAAGAUUCUGGCCAUUCUAUAGUUUUACAGAGUCGCUUUUAAGUAUAUAUAUUCCAGGAACUGUAAUUGUGCUUAUCUGCUGCAGUCUCAGGUGAGCUUUGAGCCUCAUCAUGUGAACAUGUUAAGAGAUGCUUUGAAGUAUAAUCAACAUGAUUUGUAAUUGUUUAAGGAAUUGUAAAUAAUUGUUUAAUAAAAGGGUUUUGUAAUAAAGUAUAGUAAUUUAA